GAGCACGUGGACUUGGACACUUCACCGUGUAAAUAGCCUCUACGAAAAUUCCCUCUUGACGAAGUGGAUAAAUAAUAGGGCUGUAAACAAUGGGCAGAGGCAGAAGACGGGGAGCUAAGAAGAACUUUGGCGACAAGCGGCGAGAGAGGCAGAAGAACAAAGAUGAGUGGGACAAACGACCCCAGCGUCACUACGAGGACAUGGUCCGCGACAACAAAGACUUCGAGACGUUCUACAAAGCCCAGAGAAUAGUCCCCGAAGACCAGUGGCCCGAGUUCCUCUCAAAAAUGAAAGAGAACCUGCCCGUGGCCUUUCGCAUAACCGCCGGCUCCCGAGCGGAGACAAAGGCCCUCUCAAAGAUAAUCCAGGGUGACUUCUUCACCGAAAUCCUGAAUGCAAAGCUCGACAGCACCCCAGACGACGAGCCAAAGGUGAAGCCCCACCGUUUACCCUUCUACCCAGAGGGUCUGGCCUGGCAGUUGCAGCUCACCCGCAAGGACAUUCGCCGAUCAGAGGCUUAUUUUCGCCUCCACAAUUUCCUGAUAGCCGAGACGAGCAGUGGGAGCAUCAGCAGACAAGAGGUUGUCAGUAUGAUUCCCCCUCUGGUGCUCGAUGUGAAGCCUGACCACAAGGUUCUGGACAUGUGUGCAGCACCUGGCUCCAAGACAGCUCAACUCAUCGAGAUGAUUCACGCUGACGAGGGCAAUCCCCACCCCAAGGGCUUCGUCAUAGCUAAUGACGUGGACAACAACAGGUGCUACAUGCUGGUGCACCAGGCGAAACGACUCAACAGCCCCAACAUACUGAUCACUAAUCACGACUCCUCGGUGAUGCCAAACUUCAGGAUGACCAGUCCAGAUGGGUCUGAGGGGAUUCUCAAGUUCGACAGGAUUCUUGCUGAUGUGCCCUGCACUGGGGACGGCACUAUGAGGAAAAAUCCGGACAUCUGGUGCAAGUGGAAUCCAGCGAAUGGGCACAAUCUCCAUGGGAUUCAGUUCAGAAUUGCCAAGAGGGGGCUGGAGAUGCUGGCGGUUGGGGGGAGAAUGGUGUACUCCACUUGUUCGUUGAAUCCUCUGGAGAAUGAGGCUGUGCUCCAUCGAUUGCUCUGCGAAACUGGGGACUCGGUGAGGCUCGUCGAUGGGAGGGAGUUCGUUCCUGGUUUGGUCUGCAAUCCUGGCGUCAGUCACUGGGUUGCUUGCUCCAAGGAUAUGAAGUUUUAUGAGACGUUUGAGGAGGUGCCUGAGCAGUGGCAGACGCUGGUGAGGCCCAAGAUGUUUCCGCCGAAGCCCGAGGAGGCUGGAAGGUUUCAUCUUGAGAAGUGCAUGAGGAUACUGCCGCAUCAUCAGGACACUGGGGGGUUCUUCGUCGCCGUUCUGGAGAAGGUGAAGGCUCUCCCGUGGGAGAGAGAGCGGGAGGGGAGCCCCCAGGACGGCGGGGAGGGCGGCGUCAAGAGGAGUGGGGAGCAGGACAAGGCUGGACCCGAGAGGAAGAAGAAGAGGAUGUUUGGGUAUCGGGAGGACCCUUUCGUGUUCUUUAAGGAUGAGGAGGAGGUUUGGCCUGCUAUCAAGGAAUUCUAUAGUAUCUCUGAUGAUUUAGACCCUCGCUGUCUCCUGGUGAGAUGUCAAGAGGGAAAAAAGAAGAAUAUAUACUUCACAUCGCCAGCAAUUCGAGACAUUGUUCUCCUGAAUGAAAACAAUGUUAAGAUGAUCAACACUGGAGUGAAGACUUUCGUUAGGUGUGACAAUAAGAAUAUGAAAUGUGCGUUUAGAUUGGCGCAGGAGGGAAUGCCCAGUAUUCUCUCCUACAUCGGUGAGAAUCGUAAAGUGAAGAUUGGGAGGGAGGAUUUAGUGGAGCUCCUGCAGAAUGACAAUCCUCAGACGCCACCGGAGAUAGCGAAGCUGAGUGAGGAGAUUCAGAAGGGAACUGUUAAUAUAGACUCGGGCAGCUGCAUUCUUAUUUAUGAGGAGAGCGAUGCAGAGAAUCUUGAUCCUCUGAAGCUCGUCAUGGUCGGCUGGAGGGGGACAAUGUCCCUGAGGGCUUACGUACCUCUUCAUGAUGCUGUUCAUUAUUUACGUUUGCUGGGGGCUGAUUUUUCAAAGUUCGAAAAGAACAAAUUCGAAGAAAAUCGAAACGCGAAUAAAACGACUGAAGGUGAGGAUGACACUUCGAUUUUUCCAUCCAACGAAGAAAAUUUGACAGACGAAAAAAUAACUGACGACACUGCGGAGGAUGUGAUUGCUGAGACGACGUGAAUUCCAAUCGUUUCAUAGAUGAAAUCCUAUUAGAGGGAAACAAACUCACCAAUCAUGAAUUGUUCAAUUUUGUAUUUUUUAUGAUAAUAGGAAACUACAGUUGAAUUUCCAUUUUAUUUAUUUCCUCUCGUUCAAUUACCCUAUGAAGCUUAAUGAUAGUGCAGAUGAGUUUAAUCGAUUUAUGGUCGGAUACAGAGGUAUAUCAAUUUGUUUCUUGCCAUCGUUCAAUUCUCCUGAUGAGGAGAUUCAGUUUUUAUUGCGUUAUUAACUGCAUUUUAAUUUGGCAUAAUUCAAUAUUGACACAGAAUUUUAUUGACGAAAUGACUUGUUGCAAACCUAUUGAUGGAAAAAAUUAAUGUUCAUUGUCAAUCAUCAUUGAGAUCAAUUCAGUUCUUGAAUUCUUGAUUACUAAAGUAGUAAAAAUUAUUUCCGGAAUUUUUUACCCUAUUUUAAUGCAAAACACAGAAUCUAUGAAAUAAAUUAAGAGACUCCACGCGUUAUUUUGUCGAUAAAAUACGGUGUCUAUGUUUAAAUAUCCCUUCAAUUUACUGCCUAACUACCAUAAAAUGUAAUUUACAUUCUACUUUGCAUUCGCAGUUUCUCGUUGAAUUUCACUUCAAUUUCACGUGAUACAUCCUGUAAUUCUCCAUGAUUAUCUAUAACUAAAGGACGGGUUUCACUAUCUCGUAUAAAUAUGUAAAAACAUUACACUUGGUAACAAGUACAUAAACUAUCAAAUAAACACGACGAAAAAAAUUGGUUAAAUAAAAAUCAUCUAAAAAUCGGGGGGUAUUAUCAUGUUAGUAAUCUCUUCCAGUUGGUGACGUCAGUUUUCCACUGAGAUUUUGAGUCUUAGACGGAGAUUUUGUACCUGAAAUUCAUGGAGCAUAAAAUCAUUGAUGUUGUAAUAAAAGGAUUUUUUUCUUA
Molecule: messenger RNA, 3179 nt
Organism: Diachasma alloeum
Lineage: Eukaryota; Metazoa; Arthropoda; Insecta; Hymenoptera; Braconidae
Gene: Nsun2
Product: tRNA (cytosine(34)-C(5))-methyltransferase
Exons: 4
Coding region: 90-2252 (720 amino acids)
Biological process (GO): tRNA methylation
Cellular component (GO): nucleus; cytoplasm
Molecular function (GO): tRNA binding; tRNA (cytidine-N5)-methyltransferase activity
Source: RefSeq, a predicted model, not a curated record